AGAGAAGAUACGAAAAUACACGCCAACGCUUCUUCACUGUGUGCACCUUCUUCCUUCGUCUUCGCCUUUUCUGCUUCACUUGUUCACACACUAGUGGUAUAUUCGCACCAAAAUUUUACCGUUAAAACGGGAAAAAAUGGAUUUAACGUUCCCGCUUAAAACCCAGUGUUUAUCUUCAAAAUUCAAGUACUGCAGCUCGCCGGCCUUCUCAAAUGCUUCGUCGCUGGUGCGAGGUUUCCUCGACGCCUCUUGUUCUUCGCGUAUAAAGCCUAAAUUAAUUAGGGUUCGCUCGGAAUUUGACGGCAAAGUUAACGGCGCUCUCUCCGCCGAUUUCGACUCUCGUUUCGUCGACCGGCAAAAGGCGCUCGAUGCUGCCAUGAACGAUAUAAAUAGCUCUUUCGGGAAGGGAAGUGUUACGAGGCUCGGAAGUGCCGGUGGAGCUUUGGUUGAAACCUUUCCAAGUGGCUGCUUGACGUUGGACUUUGCUUUAGGGGGCGGCCUUCCCAAAGGAAGAAUUGUUGAGGUAUAUGGGCCAGAAAGUAGUGGGAAAACGACUCUAGCACUCCAUGCAAUUGCCGAAGUGCAGAGGCUUGGAGGGAACGCUAUGCUUGUUGAUGCUGAGCACGCUUUUGACCCGGCAUACUCGAAAUCUUUGGGUGUUGAUGUAGAAAAUUUGAUUGUUUGCCAGCCUGAUAAUGGAGAAAUGGCGCUAGAGAUUGCUGAUCGCAUUUGUAGAUCCGGUGCUGUUGAUCUCAUUUGCAUUGAUUCAGUCUCGGCCCUUACUCCACGAGCUGAAAUUGAAGGUGAAAUCGGGAUGCAACAAAUGGGUUUGCAAGCACGCCUUAUGAGCCAAGCCUUGCGUAAAAUGUCAGGGAAUGCUUCCAAAGCUGGAUGUACGCUUAUAUUUUUGAAUCAAAUUAGACACAAGAUAGGAGUAUAUUAUGGAAACCCUGAAGUCACGAGUGGUGGAAUUGCUUUGAAGUUCUUUGCAUCUGUCCGACUUGAAAUACGUCCUACUGGGAAGAUAAAAUCUGUUAAAGGAGAUGAAGAUAUUGGACUCAAAGUCCGCGUAAGAGUUCAAAAGAGUAAGGUGUCAAGGCCGUACAAGCAAGCCGAGUUUGAAAUUAUAUUCGGAGAGGGAAUCAGCAAACUGGGUUGUGUAUUGGAUUGUGGUGAAAUGACCGACGUUGUCUUAAAGAAGGGGUCGUGGUAUAGCUAUGGAGAACACAGGUUGGGACAAGGAAGAGACAGAGCAUUGCAGUACCUCAAAGAAAACCCUCUUGUGUCCGAAGAAAUAGAGAAGAAAGUAAGAGCUGCUGUGACAGAGGGCAUCGGAAAUGGAGGUUCUUAUGCGAAGCCUUCAGCUCCCCAAACCGAUAGCGAAGAUAUGUUCCAAGAAAUGCAAUGAAAUGACGAUUAAGCCCUUCUUCUUUUUGUCUCUUGGGAAGAUUAUUGCAAAAGAUGGUUUGCGAUUUUGCAUUAACAGCCAUCUAAAUUUUUGGAAGAGAUCGAAAUUUAUUCAUGAACUAUGUAACAGUUGGAGGAGAGUAUAUUAUGGAAAAGCAAAAUCCAUGGUCCAUAAUUGUAAGAAAAGCUAAUCUUCGACACUUCCGACAACGGAUAAAACCACUUCUUGACCUUUAAUUUCCCAUUAAACCAUCGACUCAAUUAUGGUCGGCCCGGAGAAUCCUGACCGGAUAAGGUUUAGUUAUUUAAUUAA
This is a messenger RNA of Erythranthe guttata (spotted monkey flower), 1720 nucleotides long. It is a transcript of the gene RECA1, whose product is annotated as recA DNA recombination family protein. Gene Ontology annotation, biological process: DNA repair. NCBI's taxonomy places the organism in Eukaryota, Viridiplantae, Streptophyta, Magnoliopsida, Lamiales, Phrymaceae. Gene Ontology annotation, molecular function: ATP hydrolysis activity; single-stranded DNA binding; ATP binding. The record is from RefSeq and is a predicted model, not a curated record.